Messenger RNA from Acipenser ruthenus (sterlet), 3872 nucleotides. Its product is annotated as zinc finger protein 436-like. Bases 322 to 1971 code for a protein of 549 amino acids. Lineage: Eukaryota; Metazoa; Chordata; Actinopteri; Acipenseriformes; Acipenseridae. The transcript is spliced from 3 exons. The record is from RefSeq and is a predicted model, not a curated record.
AUGAUUGGUUUAAAAGAGUAGCCAGUUAAAGUUCAAAAUACUGCAUUCUGAUUGGCUACUUGAGAGAAUGGUGCCACUUAAUAUGGUUAUUGACUACUUCCACCACAUAGGGAGCACAGAGUUGCUGCUGAACCUCUGCAAACUUUACCUGCAACCCAAGUUCAGUUCUCACUUCCUUCAAUACUAAAGACACCCUGCUAGUAAGAUUUUGUGAAUCCCUUAAAUGUCUUUGAUUUGAUUAAUUUUACUCAUUUCAUUAUUAUUUUUUUGCUGCAGCUACUCAGCAGAACCCCCGUGUCUGAUGCCAGGGAUAGUGUGAAGAUGGAAUCUGUCCCCAUUAAAGAGGAGCUCCCUGAGCUUGAACUCGUCCCCAUUAGACUGGUUUUCUCCGGAUUGCCUUCCCUCCCCAUGAAACAGGAGAUGCCAUGUGACAGCAUCAAGUCAGAGGUGCCUGGUAUUAAAGAUGAGAGCAAUGAACUGGAGAUCCCCCAGACAGCAGGACCAGGUCCCAUAAAAGAAGAGGUGCUGGAAAUGCAGCCACUAAGCAGAAGCAUGUGUGAUGCCAUGGACAGUGUGAAGACUGAAUCUGACCCGAUUAAAGAGGAGCUCCCUGAACUUGAAGUGGUUCCCAUUACACUGUUAUCUGCACUGGCUUCCCUCCCCAUUAAACAGGAGCUCUGUGAGAUCAUGCCAUGCAGUGGCAUCAAGCCAGAGGGGUGUGCUGGGAUUAAAGCUGAACCCAGUGAAUUGGAGAUCUGCCAGACAGAAGAACCCGUUUCCUUGAAAGCAGCCCCCCCUGCGCUGGGUCCUGUACGCCUGCGGGCGUGUAGUGUGGUGCUGAAGAGAAUCUACCUGAGAGUGCAGGGCGCUGGAGCAGAAGCCAGCUCUCCCAACAGCAUGCGAGGAUGUGGAAAGGAAGACGGGGGGAGCUCCCAUUCAGAGUGCAGUCCAGCAGGUUCCAGAACAGCAGCUAAAGCAAGGGCGAGCAGUGACUGUGGGAAUGGUGUCACCAAGUCAGGAGGUUUUAGAAUACUCCAGCGAACGCGCAGAGGAAAGAAACCGUAUCUCUGCUCUGACUGUGGGAAGAGUUUCAGUCGUUCAGAAAACCUUGCAACACACCUGCGAAUUCACACAGGAGAGAAACCAUUUCACUGCUCUGACUGUGGGAAGAGGUUUAGUCAUUCAGCAACCCUUGUAAUACACCAGCGAAUUCAUACAGGAGAAAAACCGUAUCACUAUUCUGAAUGUGGGAAAGGGUUCAGUCACUUGGGAGAUCUUGUAAAACACUGGCGUGUUCACACAGGAGAGAAACCGUAUCAGUGUUCUGACUGUGGGAUGAAGUUUAAUCAGUCAGGACACCUUAAAACACACCAGCGAACACACACAGGAGAGAAACCGUAUCGCUCUGACUGUGGGCAGAGUUUCAGUCGGUCAGGAAACCUUGCAUCUCACCAGCGAAUUCACACAGGAGAGAAACCGUAUCAGUGUUCUGACUGUGGGAUGAGGUUUAAUCAGUCAGGACACCUUAAAACACACCAGCGAACACACACAAGAGAGAAACCGUAUCGCUGUGACUGUGGGAAGACGUUCAGUUCAUCAACAAACCUUGUAUCACACCAGCGAAUUCACACAGGAGACAAACCAUAUCACUGCUCAGACUGUAAGAAGAGUUUCAUUCAGUCAGGAGAUCUUGUAAAACACCAGCGUGUUCACACAGGAGAGAAACCAUAUCACUGUAAUGAUUGUGGGAAGGGUUUCAGUUCGUCAGGAUACCUUGUUGUACACAAACGACUUCACACAGGAGAGAAACCAUAUCGCUGUUCUGAUUGUGGGACGAGGUUUAAUCAGUCAGGACACCUUAAAACACACCAGCGAACUCACACAGGAGUGAAACCGUAUCACUGUUCUGAUUGCGGGAAGAGUUACAGUGAUUCAAGAGACUUUGUAAAACACCAGCGAAUUCACACAUGAUAAAAAAUGCAUUGCUGCUCUGACUGUGGGAAGAGUUUUUAUAAGUCAUGACACCUUGUAAGACACGAGUGAAUUCAUGCAAGAGAGAAACCAAAAAAAAAACACCUUUAGAUUUCAGUGAUGUUCCGUAUGAAAUAACUUUGGUCUGUUUUGUUCAGAAGAGCCAGCUUCUGUUUCAUUGUCACAGAGCUGCCUAGUGUGGGUGCCUGAGCUGUGGAGACAGACCCUGCCAAAAAUCUUUAACCCUUUGAGUAGUACGAAUGUACCGGUACGUCAUUGAAUUAAUGGUCCCCAGGGAGUAUGAAUGUACUGGUACGUUAUGCAAAUUUUGAGCUUUUGAAUUUGAAUUUUGAACUACAAUUACUGGGUCUACAAAACUGCUGAUAAUCUGAUAUUGUAACACUAGGUGUCUGUAACACCUUGUAAUGGUCUCUUGCGUCAUCUGCCAGAUACCGACAGAAUUACACACACCAAACCCAGUCAAAAAAUGUCCACAAUGUCUGGAAAACGGUGGGAAAUGCUCUGUGGGAAAGAAGUACGAGAAAUUAUACUGAAUUCCGAUUUAAAUUCUUCUACUGAAUCAGGCGUUAGUGAAAAUAUCAGUGAAGAAUAUUUACCUUCCUCGAGUGGCCCAAGCUCAGACAAUGUGACAGGGAUCACUGAGCUACAUUUUCCUCACUGCCUUCACCCUCACCACGUGUUUACCCGGACGUGUUGUUGAUCCUGAUCGUUGUUUAUUGAGUACCUGUUACUUUUGUCAAAACCUUUCGCUAUGACAAAAUAACGAUUAAUAUUUAUUUGUUUUGUUUAUUUACUAUAAGAAAUAGUUGUUUACAUAUUUUCAUUGUGUAAUAAAUUGCUAAUAGGCCUACCAACAGAUGUGUCGAUGUGAGGAGUGUAAAUAUGAGAAAUUAAAAAAAAAACUCACUCCAGUGGGCCCAUCCAAACAUUCUAAAACUUACUACUCAAAGGGUUCAUUCAUAUAUUUAGGAAAAGUCAAAAACUGGCUGUGGCAGCACGAUUGCCCUGCACAAUGGGGAAUUUAGUGUUGGUGUAAUUUGUAUGUGGAAGUGGGUUUAUUGUGUAUCAUUGUGGGAGUUGAUUUUCUGUGAUUAGAUUAUUGUUUACAGACGGGCGCUCCAUUGAGACUUGCUGCCUGCUAGGUUUGGUUGAGGGGAAGGAGAGGGGAAGGUUUGGUUGACAGCAAGUGAUUGGCUGUGCUGUUCCUCAAGCGGCAGGUGGGCGAGUCUUGACCGAGUGUCCGUCAGUUUAAAAACAUCCAGUGGCGAUCGCUCUGGGCGACUGCAAUGCCAUACUUCAGAGGGGAGCUGUGUAUACUCAGGAAGAGAGCAUCUGCUCUGCAGGAACGGGAGCUACGCAACCCUGCAACUGCAAGGCCGUGUGAAGCAGCAGGAGUCGUCAUCUGAACACCGGCUCAUUAGUAGAUUAGUUUAGGGGAUAGUAAUCCCAUGUAAUGUACAGCGAGGGUUAUGUAGUGUAGCCGGUUCCUGGAGCGGGACGUCUCGUUUAUAAGGCUAGCACUCGCCCUGUGUGUACCUUUUAUUUGUAGUUUUUGUAUUGUGUUUUAUUUUUCCUUUUGCACAGCUUGCUGUAUUUGUCCUCUGUGUGUUACCAUGGCUGGCAACAUCACAUGACCCUUUUGUUUACUUUCUGUUUUGUGAAUAAAUCCUGCGCGCCUGUGCUGGCGUUUAACUCCACCUUCCCAUGUCUGUGAUGCUUAAACAGUGGUUACCCACACACGGGAGACGAGCGCCCUGUCACACGGACACACACAUACGAUUUACAGCGGAAGAGUAUUUAACAUUUUAAAUGCAAAAUGGGUCAAACUGACCUGCAUGGCGGUUCUACUGUUAAAUGACUACAGUGAAAGGAAUUUGAUG